Fraxinus pennsylvanica is the source of this 363-nucleotide messenger RNA. Lineage: Eukaryota; Viridiplantae; Streptophyta; Magnoliopsida; Lamiales; Oleaceae. The record is from the annotation of a GenBank genome assembly.
AUGGUAGACUUAAAAAGACAGAAGCAAGCACUCGCAUCUCCUGAGAAAUUCACAGAACAAAUUACUCUUCAAUCCCAGCCUCCUUGCAAUGUAAUCAAGAGAUCCAUCACAGUUUCUCCAGCUGAAUUUUGUUUCGAUAACAACUCUGUCAAUUCUUCCUCUAUAGUACCAUUGAUAAUUUCCCUUAUGGCAACAAUAUUCCCUGCUCUAGCUGCAGAAUGCAAUGUAGUAUCGUCUCGCUUCCCUGUCAAUUGUUUCGUCAUCUUUUUUCCGGGUGCUAUCUUAUUGCUUGUUGGCAUAGGAACACUAGGACUAGGAGCCAUAGAACUCAGGCAACACUCAAGAGCACCACUUCCUGUCUGA